Molecule: messenger RNA, 672 nt
Organism: Ceutorhynchus assimilis (cabbage seed weevil)
Lineage: Eukaryota; Metazoa; Arthropoda; Insecta; Coleoptera; Curculionidae
Source: the annotation of a GenBank genome assembly
AUGAAAAAUCUUGGAAAUCAACCUACAAAAACUGAAUUAGUUGAAAAUACAGUUUCACACAUUUCAAAGUUUUCCUGGAAAACUAGUCAAGGGAAAAUUUUGAAACUUUUUGCAUAUAAAGAGGAAGGUGAGAAGCUCAUUUUCCCAAAAUUUCAAAUUUUUCCAGUGGAAAACAACAACAUGAAAAAUCUUGAAAAUCAACCUACACAAACUGAAUAAGUUGAAAAUACAGUCUUACAUAUUUCAAAGUUUUCCUGGAAAACUAGAGAAGGGAAAAUUUUGAAACUUUUUGCAUGUAAAGAGGAAGGUAAGAAGCUCAUUUUCCCAAAAUUUCAAAUUUUUCCACUGAAAAACAGUAACAUGAAAAAUCUUGGAAAUAAACAUACAAAAACUGAAUUAGUUGAAAAUACAGUCUCACACAUUUCAAAGUUUUCCUGGAAAUCUAGUGAAGGGAAAAUUUUGAAACUUUUUGCACGUAAAGAGGAAGGUGAGAAGCUCAUUUUCCCAAAAUUUCAAAUUUUUCCAGUAGAAAACAGCAACAUGAAAAAUCUUGGAAUUCAACUUACAAAAAUUGAAUUAGUUGAAAAUACAGUCUCACAUAUUUCAAAGUUUUCAUGGAAAACUAGAGCAGGGAAAAUUUUAAAACUUUUUGCAUGUUAAGAGGAAGGUAAG